Juglans microcarpa x Juglans regia is the source of this 435-nucleotide messenger RNA. Its product is annotated as sugar transporter ESL1-like. NCBI's taxonomy places the organism in Eukaryota, Viridiplantae, Streptophyta, Magnoliopsida, Fagales, Juglandaceae. The transcript is spliced from 5 exons. The record is from RefSeq and is a predicted model, not a curated record. Bases 6 to 425 code for a protein of 139 amino acids. Gene Ontology annotation, cellular component: membrane. Gene Ontology annotation, molecular function: transmembrane transporter activity. Gene Ontology annotation, biological process: transmembrane transport.
AAGUAAUGGAAGAAGGACUGUUACGAAGGUCCAAUAAUGCAGAAGUUGGCGAUGAGCUGCCGCCAAGCAGUAGUAAAGGUGCCUCAGCCACACCUGUUGUUGUGCUCAGCACCAUGGUCGCUCUCUGCGGUUCUCUCUGCACUGGCUGCGUUUCAGGAUAUUCAUCAUCUACCGAAUCCGGACUUGUGGAAGAUUUGGACCUCUCUGUGGCAGAAUUUUCACUCUUUGGUUCUAUAAUAACCAUUGGAGGAGUGAUAGGUGCAUUACUGAGCGGAAAGAUAGCGGAUAUUAUUGGGAGGAGAGGUGCAAUGUGGUUCUCUGAAAUUUUCAGCCUUGCAGGUUGGCUUGCUAUAGCAUUUGCAAAGAAUGCUUGGUGUUUGGAUCUCGGAAGACUAUCCACUUGGUAUUGGCAUUGGGAUUAUUAGCUAUGUGGUA